GUGGUUUUUGUGCCUGCUGCCUGUGCAUGUGUUUAGUUACCUAUAUUCAGUAAGUAUUCUUUGUAAAUCUGUUGGUAAAAGAAUAUUCGACAAUGGCAGAUGCAAAGCAAGGAAAGGCGACGUCGGAAGAUCUACAUAAUGGUUCAUCACAAUCACGGGUUAUAUUGGCGAAACCACGUCUGGGUGGAUUUGGUUCAUCAAGCUUUGCCUCAAGUUCCAACAAAACUUGUAAUCCAUUCGGCUCUGUCCUACGCCCACCACAGUUGAAACCAACCAACAAUCCAUUUUAUAAACAUGCCGAAACAACAGAAGAUGUUGAAGCAGAGAAAGAGAAAACACCACAGACUGAGCCUGUUGAGAGAUUGCAGGAUAAGAAGGAGGAAAUUGACCCUCCAAAGUUUGUUCCGCUGGGUUCAGGUGGUGCCACCACAAGAUCAUCUAGUACUGUCCCAGCACCAGCACAGCCAACAACUGCUACAUCAUCAGCUGGAUUUGUUUUCGGACAGAACUUAAGUGAACGAGUUGUAAUGGCUGAUUCAGUUAAUAAUGGAGAUGCAUCCACAUUAGAUCACACUUCCACGAAUGGAACAACAGAAUUACUUUUCACAAAUGCUGCUGCUUCAGUCAAAGAAAAUAACCAGGAAGAAGCGGGUUCGAGUGAGAACAGUGGAGAGGGACUGGCGGCUGCCGCGGCGGAGUAUGAGCGCUCGCACGCGCGUCCGCCACCGCCAACCUCCAACUGCACAACCACAGGGGAAGAGGAUGAGAUAAAUGUGUUGCAGAUAACAUGUCGUCUGUUCGCGUGGGAGGCGGGCAGCUGGCGGGAGCGCGGGCGCGGCGUGCUGCGGCUGAACGACGCGCCGCAGGGCAGCGGCAGCGGCGGAGGCUCGCGGCUGGUGGUGCGCGUCGCCGGCUCCCUGCGCGUCGUGCUCAACACCAAACUGUGGCCCGACAUGGUGGUGGAGCGAGCGGGCGCCAAGUCUCUCAGAAUUACGGCCGUCGAUGCACAGCUUCAGAUCAAAUUGUACCUUAUUAUGGGUGCACCAAGCGACAUAGUACACUUGUACAGGGCACUAACAGCUCGCAUAUCAGGCAGCAAAAGAACAAUUAGUUGUAAUCAAAACGCGACAUCGCAGAGAGCCGCCGAGCGGCUGGAGGCGGACACCGACGACGCCGACUACCCCGAUAAGGCCGACUACAAUGAGGACGAUUCCUGUUUCGAAGAAGAUAAACAGAAUUUCCCCGAACCACAAGAAGAUGAAGGCGGGGAACCUAUCAUAAGCAAUAACAGACUUGAAACUAAUCCUGAAAAUAAGACUGACGAGGAAAAAGUAAAUGUACAUAAAAAGAUAGAUGAUGAAAACGAAUCAAAUGCAUUGAAAAGGAAAGAACCGGUCGAAGAUGAAACAUCCCCAAAGAGACAGUGUCCCGAAAUAGUAAUACAAAGACCAUAAACAUUUGUGAUUCACAGUACAGCGUGGGCGUGGUUCAUUAAUUUAAAAGCUCUAUAAAAGAUAUUUAUAUAUAAAAGAUAGAUGUAGAAAAGAUGAAAUGUGAAGUUGAAAUAUUAUUUUAGUACAAAGCAACGGGCCGCAGUAUUUACUGAUCUAGUAUUUUCGCAAUUUCUAAUAUCACAUUCCAAUAUUUGAAGUGUUAUGUGACUCCUCACGUCUGGCUCGAGCUGAUAACCAAAUGUACAUGUGAAUUAUUUUCUGAUGAUCGAUAACAAUAAACUUACCUUUUUUAUAA
Molecule: messenger RNA, 1749 nt
Organism: Papilio xuthus (Asian swallowtail)
Lineage: Eukaryota; Metazoa; Arthropoda; Insecta; Lepidoptera; Papilionidae
Gene: RanBP3
Product: ran-binding protein 3
Exons: 6
Coding region: 93-1454 (453 amino acids)
Biological process (GO): protein export from nucleus
Source: RefSeq, a predicted model, not a curated record